Messenger RNA from Miscanthus lutarioriparius, 219 nucleotides. The record is from the annotation of a GenBank genome assembly. Lineage: Eukaryota; Viridiplantae; Streptophyta; Magnoliopsida; Poales; Poaceae.
AUGGCGGGAACAAGCCAGGCCUUUAUGUGCUUUUGGCUCUUGAUGCUGAUUGCGUUGUCAUCAGAAGAGAUCACUAUGUCGGACGCGAGGACCUGCAUGCCGGCGGUUGGCCUUGGCUGCUUGAAGAGCGACAACUGCAGGAAGCCAUGCUUAAAUGAUGAUCCUGACAACAACAGUUGGAGAUGUUUACACAUAUUCUGCCUCUGCUGUAGGCCGUAA